AUGAUCAUAAAGCAUAACCCAUCAAUUGUAAACAUAUCCACAAACAACAAUGAGACACCAUUGCACAACGCCUCACUCAAGUGUUGUGAGCCUGGUGUCCAAUUCCUCCUAACUCACAAGGCCGAUGUAAAUAGAAGAACUCUGAGCGGAGAUACAUGUUUGUCAUUCGCGAUUAGAGGAGGAAACAAGAGUAUUGUAAAGCUUUUGUUGGAGUUUGGCGUUGAUAUGUACUCGUGUGAGAAUGCUUAUCAGGUGGCCGCACAGCUAAAGAUGAACGACGUCAAGACAAUGGUGGAGCAGUGCCAACAAUUCAACAAGAUCCGCACAGACAACAAUAAGCGCUACAAGGUUGGACACUUGCAUCGCCUCCAAGGCAAGCUCAAGGGCUGGAAGAAGAUGUGGGUGGUGCUCGAUGGCAACCGUCUGCGACUGUACAACUCUGAGGACGACUCAGAGCCCGCAUACGACGUUCCACUCAGGGACAUCGAGCAGAUGGGCACCACCGAGGAGCACGUCACCUAUCCACAUUCACUCUCAAUCACAAUCAAGGACAACCCCACCAAGAUGAUAUUGGCCGCCGACGACAAGAUAUCAAUGGCCAGGUGGAUCCUUGCCAUCGAUGGAUUGAAAUUCAAGUUCUUUGACUCAUGUGUCAAUCAGUUCUUAAAGAAAACUCUAUUACACACUGUAUUUAAAUCAACGUUUAAAGGAGGAAUCAUCAAGUCUUCGUUCGAAGAGGAGUGGUCAUACAGUAGUGAUGGAAUCCUGCAGUGUACAGAGGCUGGUUGGAAUACGGACGCUGGUGCCUCGCUGAUGAUGUACCUGUGGGACGGCCAAUCGUUCAUGCCAGGCAGCGGCACCCACUCACUCGGUUGGGGCAAGUUCAACGGCUUCCUCUUUGAGUGGAUGGUUGGCGACCUGGGCGAGGACGGCAUCAAGGUUCAAGAGUAUUACUGGGAGGAGAUCGAGCGCGAGUACCUGACGCACGACCACACCAUGGAUUGGAAGUGGACGCGCCACUUCCUGACACUCAAGCAAGGCACAGGUGAAUGGAUUGUCGAGGGUGAGGUGCCAGAGCCCGUCGUAUUCUUCCUCUCAUUGUUACGUUACAGUCGACUGGGUAUCACCAACAAGACCGCCGCGGCCAUCACCAGCAGCAGCAACAACAAUGACAACAGUGGCAGCAUCAAUGGUAGUGGUAGCAAUGGAAGUGGUAGCAACAGUGGUAGUGCUACAUCCUCAUGCAGCGACUCAAUCAAACAAGAG
This is a messenger RNA of Acytostelium subglobosum LB1, 1266 nucleotides long. RefSeq lists its product as hypothetical. Gene Ontology annotation, molecular function: protein binding. The transcript is spliced from 3 exons. The annotation marks the transcript as partial. Lineage: Eukaryota; Evosea; Eumycetozoa; Acytosteliales; Acytosteliaceae. The record is from RefSeq and is a predicted model, not a curated record.